UGUCGCAUUUCCAUCCUCACUGAUCUCUAGCGUCUCUCGUUUUUCGUGUCAAUUUCGCGACUAGAGUGUCCGUGAAACAUGUCACGAUGCGCACUAACAUCUCUCUUCGUCUUUCUUUUGCUCUCCUGCUCCUAUUGGUCGUAGAGACACUUGCCGAUGAUGAUGAUACCGAUUUUCUUAUGAAUGUCUUCUCCGACCUUGGUCCCGUCCUCGCAUUGUUCGGUGAACAAUUUGCUCGGCAAUUCCUCAGUGAGACUUUCACCUGGUACGACCAUGUCAUUUUCGCGUGUGUUCCGUUGGGAAUCAUGACGGCCAUCGCCGGUGCGAUCCGAGUACAAGGGCAUAAGUUCCUCAAAGCAUUUAUUGGACGUGCUCGCGAAAACAAAGCAGCUGCGGAGAUUGAGUACAUGUCUUCCACUUCAGCCGAAGUCGGUGAGUUGUUCAAUGGAAGGGGCAUCGUGCGAACAAUGGGGCAGCCCGAAAUUGCUCAGUUCAUCGUUUUCCCUGAUGAACUCCUCAAGGAGAAGAGGGGUGCGCAGAAUCAAUCAUACGGUAUACAUACCUUAAAGUCUGCAUCUCAAGAAGGCAUACUGCACAAGGAAGGCUAUAGCGAUGAACUUGACCUAGCGGCUCGAAACUGGUUAAAGUCCUUCAAAACGACAGAGACUCGCAGGCCAGAUGUGGAGCAUGCAGAGAACGGAUUGAACCUAUCUAGCUUUGGGAUGAAAAGGGCCAAUCCAUUGCAAAAGAACGAUAGGUUUCCCAAGUACUGGGAGUCCUUGAAAUCCCCUAAUCUACAGCUGAACAUUGCAACCGAGAAGAUAUCAGCAAGAAGGAGAAGCAUUGAACUUCACCUGGCUGCCGUCGUUGCGGUUAUUUUGCAAGCUUCUCUGCUCAUUAUAGCCGGUGUCAUUCCCUACCGUGUGCAGGGUUACGAGUCUCAACCUUGGGGGCUUCCCUGUUACAUCGGUGGCUCCGUCCUUCUUUUCAUUGGCAUGCUUGCAUGCUCUGUUGCUAUUGAACGGAGUACGAAAGAGUUCAAAUGGAGACCAAGCUCAGGGAAACCUGAUGAAACACAGAAGUCCUCUACUAACCCGACUCCAUGCAUGGAUUUGUUUUGGGUACAACGCACGCAGCGUGUUAGUGAUCAGGACUUCAACUCCUAUCUGAUCUACUCGCGAGAUAAGCAAUUCAUCUCAACUUCAAGUCGACAAGAGGAUGUUCGCUCGGAGAAGAAUGACAAAGAAAACAAAACAUCUAGCCGAGUCGAAAUCGACCAGAUUGAUGACAACACAGCUAACAGCCCACCAAGGGGAAACACACCGGUUGAUUCUGAUGAAGACAGGAGAUUGGAGGCGGACUUCUUAGCAAUGACUGCGAUCCUUGCUGGUGGUGCAGGCUUCACCAUUCAGUUCAUUGGCCUGAGGGGACUACCAUGGCCUUGCGCUGUUGCUCAGCUUGGCGCCAUCAUCGUGAUGGCCAUAAUUCGAGCUCUAGUCCGUCGAAGACUAGGAGAUGAUCCAAGCUAUUGCCACGCGCCGUCUCGGUAUGAGUUGGACCUGCUAGCUACUCAACUCGUCGACUCCUCAGGUUCACGGCCCCCUGGCCAGUCUUUCAAGCCCUCAAAGCAAGACUGGACGUGGAGAGUUGAUACAGCAAAACAUCGGCUGCAGAGCAUAUACUCGUUCCGUAUUGGGAAUUGUCUAAAUCCAAGCGUCUCGAGCUCUAGUAAGGGAGAAUCUGCAUCUUCACAGUCUGAUCAAAUGAACAAGGCUCAGCGGAUCAUGCUUGUUCGAAAGCGAUUGGGCGAUCUAGUCCAAUGGGAGACGGAUGCAUUCAAGCCAGCUCUGGCAUUAGCUCGUUCCAUCGAGCGAUUUCUGGAUGAGUUCAUGCCUGCUGCACCCGACAAGACCUCAAUAGAAUGGAAAGUUCCUAUGAAAGACUCGAAGGACAUGCGAUCUGCCGUAACAUUGGAAAUCACAAAGAAAGGCUCCAGUGGCUGGAAGAUCAAAGUUGGCGAGGUUGAAGCUAUCUUGUCACUGUGGAUGGCUCAUCUGGAUGUAGCCAAAGCGGCAAAAGCAAAGGACAAAGAGAAGGCUGACUGGCAAAGAUCAAAAGCUGGUGUGGCCUUGGGAGUUGACUACUGCAGGAUCCUUGGACCUAGUGACCAACGUGGUGUAUUGGAGCGCGACAUCAAGUGGUGGGUGGGCAAUCCAGCUGUUACUGAAAUCACAAUGGCCAAGAAAAUGCAAGAUCAUACAACUAAUUCCGGAGAUCGUACUCUCGCAACCUGCGAGGCUUCAUACCAUUGUGACGAUCCAGAGCACGAGGACAUCAAGAUGGUCAUUGGCUUUAUGGGACCACUCCGGCCUGAGAAUACGCAUAAGCUGCUGGUGCAACACUCUACAGCAGGUUUGGUUACCAUUGCUGCACAGCACCUGUUUACAAGUUUCAUCUGGACUAUUGUUGAUCUGGAUCAACUUCCAAAGGACUUUCUUGACCAAGGCUCCAUAAACAUUCAUGAUUCUGUCAGCAUUCAACCACCUAAACCAUUAGACUUGGAAUCGAGCAAACUUGGUACAGGCCGAAAGCUGAGUCAUACGAAACUGACCAGGUUCGCGCUUCAUGCCGAGAAAGAGGGCCUUGGAACACUAGAUGAUAUUUUUCUAUGCCUCAUCCCCGUUUUAAGUCUCAGAGACGUCCUUCCUAAUGAUGCAACACUCAAGCUUGAUCUACCAAGCCCUCGUGGGCAAAGCGCAUGGGUCAAAGACGCACCAGCUUACUUGGCUCUCCUCAAGUUUAUGGCAAAAGAUCCUAUGUGCCGUUUCGAUGACUACCUUUCUUUAGUUGCAGUAGUCCACACACUGGACUAUGUCUACCUAAUGGCUCUCGAUGAUGAAAAUAUGGCGUAUGGAAGAGCUUUGCCUCGAGAGGAUGAUAAGGUCUCCGAGUCCAAGUCGAUUGACUCCAGUGCGAACUCCAAGUCUCUUAGUCGACAGCCUUCCGGCGAUUUGCAAAAGCUGUUGGAUCAUCUCUCUCUGUUCUUCCCUGACGCUAUCAAGAAGCUCUCGGUGUUUUACAAACUUCAAGGACGGAAAGACUACUUCUGUGAGCUUGAGAGUCGAUGUGAAGAGGUUCACGUCUCUCCAUGACAAUGUUUCCAAAAUAGCCCCUAUCGAUCUACGGCUGUUUCAAGGGAAAGACUGGAAGAAGCGAGACAUAUUUGGCUGGACAGCUCUGCAUUACGCUGCUUCUUGCAAGGAGUUCAAGCUCGUCGAGGAGUGCCAGCAUCACAUCAUGCGCAACAAUCACCUUCCUGGUUGUCUCAAAGCUCUUCUUCAGCAGGGUCACCCACAGACCUGGUGGCUCGACAAUUUUGACAGAAGCCCAAUUCAUGUGGCUUGCUUGACAGGAAACCAUAGUUUUCUUGGAAGACUGCUAGCAAGCCUGUCGGAUCAAGAUGCACGAU
This is a messenger RNA of Fusarium redolens, 3469 nucleotides long. RefSeq lists its product as uncharacterized. The transcript is spliced from 5 exons. The coding region runs from base 87 to 3152 and encodes 1021 amino acids. Lineage: Eukaryota; Fungi; Ascomycota; Sordariomycetes; Hypocreales; Nectriaceae. The record is from RefSeq and is a predicted model, not a curated record.